AUCAGCAGAAAGCUCAAAUUCACGAAGCCCAUGGAAGUUUCUCGAUGGUCACAGAAGCAGCAUCGCCAUUCGCCGCCACAUUCCGGAGCCUAAUAUAGCAACCGCUUCCUCCCUGAGAUUUAGCAAAUAGGGUUUCAUUUCCCAAAAUUUAAAAAUCACAAAAUCUAAUUCGGAAUUGUAACCUGAUUUUCCAAUGGAGUCAACCAAAGAACAACACGGUUUACUGCACCAGAUCCUACCCCCGCGCCUCGAAGAUGCAGGCCUCGAAGAUUGUGCUCUUCCGCCUGAAUCCAUCCACCAAGCAUUCCUCAAAGCAGCCGCUGCCGUGAAGUCCGCCGCCGCGAUUUUCUCCGAUGACGAUGGCGAGACUGCCGGAGAUUGCGUCAACGACCCGUGGCCAGCCGCAGCCGAGGGAACCUCCGAUGCCGUGAUUGGGAUCGAGCCGGAGAACGAGCUGCCCGGAGCAUGUUCCGUCGAGAAAGGAUGCGAAGAAGGUGGCGAUGAGGUGAAGGUCUCUGGUGGUAGCAGCUGCGAAGUGGAGGAGGUUGUGGACGAAAUUGUGGUUGGAGAAGGAGCUAAAUUGGGGGAAGGUGAAGAAGCACCUUGCAUUGAUGAAUUGCAAGGUUUGGGAAUUGACGAUGAUGCAAAGAAGAAUAAGAAGAAAAACUGUGAAGAAGAAGAGAAGAAACCUACUUUAACUGAAGGCUAUGUAUGAAACGCUGAAAAGUUGAAAUUUCCUUCGGUUUUUGUUCUGGAUAGCCCUGGUUUUUUGUUUUCAUUAAGGCCAGAUUCUCUUAAUUCUCCGUUACUAAGAAAUUGGUGUUUUGUAAACUGUAGCUGCAACGUCAAUGUCUUUCUUUCUUCAAAUCUUGAGGUUGUUUUUCUUUCCUUGAGAUCUUUGUUUGAGAGCGAAUAUCCCUUUGAUUUUCAAUAAAUUCAGUCUAGUUGUAUUAAAGUCAUUGUUGAUAUCAGAAUUAACGCCCAAUUUGUAACUACAUUUGCAAAUUCAU
Messenger RNA from Arachis duranensis, 1010 nucleotides. RefSeq lists its product as uncharacterized. The record is from RefSeq and is a predicted model, not a curated record. The coding region runs from base 194 to 715 and encodes 173 amino acids. Lineage: Eukaryota; Viridiplantae; Streptophyta; Magnoliopsida; Fabales; Fabaceae. The transcript has a single exon.